Molecule: messenger RNA, 5867 nt
Organism: Diprion similis
Lineage: Eukaryota; Metazoa; Arthropoda; Insecta; Hymenoptera; Diprionidae
Product: Hermansky-Pudlak syndrome 3 protein homolog
Exons: 3
Coding region: 451-3993 (1180 amino acids)
Biological process (GO): organelle organization
Cellular component (GO): cytoplasm
Source: RefSeq, a predicted model, not a curated record
CCAUGUUUAGAAUCAUCCGUCACUUGACAGCUCGAUGAUAACAGCAUGGGAAAUUAUUUUGAUUCUGAUCUCCCUGUUUGUAUCUUUAAAACUGCAUUCCUUACGGCAUGUGUUCAGUUCAGCGUGAUGAACUGCAAUCUCCUCUUUGUGGAGAAUAACUGGUAACCUAACCUUGUGAAGUUAGAAAAAAAGAAAUCCGAAAAAGGACUACACGGAUGUCAGUUCAGCUGAUGUUUGAGCCCUUCCCAAUUCUGUACGUCAUGCAAGCCGUGCUCACGAGUAAUUAAUAAUACACCUGACGCACCACAACGAAAAAAGAGCUCAGUCACACCCAAAGGCCAGUUUUUAAUCCAUCCACUCAAUCUUCUCUGUAUAAAAACAGUACGCUUAGUGUAAUUCAAAAUCAACUAAAGUCUUUUCCCAGGAACAAUUAACACAUACGAACUAAAAAUGGUGCGUGUGAUUCCAGUGCAUAAUUUUUUGGGCCAGAAUGUGGCCACAAUAGAAGAGCCCACUGCGUCGUGUGUAGCAUGUAAUCUUCACGGAGAAUUGUUGUUGUUGGCUUUACCGACCCAUUCCGUCGAAGUUCACGAUCUCAAAUCAUCUGAUUUGAAACUUCUCACAGUAUUUCCAACUGUCGAUUUGGUAUGUCAAAUCCUCCACUGCACAACGGGUGAUUACGUCGCAACCCUGGAGUCGAAAGUAUCAAGAGAUGGUCUUACGACUAGCUACUUUGUAAGAGUUUACGUUAAUUGGGCACUGGUAGAAAGUCAGGGACAUGCCAUGCGAGCAAGAAUAGCAGGCAGAGUAACGCCGAGCUUAAACCGUCCUAUGAAUAGUCUGGAGAUGAUAGAAUUGCCUCUUAACGGUCAGCCAACUGUUAUAGCAUGCUGUCAGACGACAGGAAACCUACUUGUUGCAAUCGGCUCCAGCGCUAUUCUGCAUGAGUUUAGGAUAGAGACUCAGCAAACUUCUAAAUUAAAGUUUAUAGAUUUUGAGGCAAGGCCCUGGUCUCUGGCCUUCAGUUUCUCUCCUACUCGAAUGGAGAUUACAGAGGAUUUUAUUUGCAUAUUGAAUUCAACGCAUUUCCUUGCCUUUCGCCUAACCAAUCCAAUGUACGACGACAUUGAUCAGCUCAGUUCUGUCGCUUCAACCAAUUCAUCUUCGGUUGACAAAACUUCGAUAUCUACAAACUUUUCUUCACUGGAUAAAACCGAGAAGACAUGGAGUUCCGGACAGCAGGAUUCAUCUCCCCGUUCAAUUGAGAAUUUAAAUUUCAAAGCUAUUCAUAAAGGGCAUGAACAAUCUGGGGCUGUUAGCCUCGAUCUGAAUUCUCUGGUAAUUAACGAUUCUACAUCAAAGUUAUCCCCUCACGAAAGCACAAAAGUGAACCUAGACCAGAACUUGAAUAAUAAUAAAAUACUCCGCUCUCGACUGGGUUCUAACAAGCUACGAUCCAAGAUUAUUUCCAACCCGUACAUAGAUUGGGAAAGAUUGGUGUGCAAUGAACAUAAUGAAUUACAAAGGCUAGCAUCAUGUGGCAUCGUGGAAACAAAUUCACUUCCAUUUACCAUUAAUCUACCAUCUAUAAGCUUGGAGAGAGCAAGUCCCGGGCACACCUUGAAUCCGUUUAUAUUGAAUCCAAGCGACAUGGAUGUUGUCAUACAAACAACGUCUCCGGACGACGGUUGGUCAGAAAAUUAUGCAGUUAGAAAUUUACUCCGUAUAAAAAUAUCGAACCAGACCAAAGACUCGAACUAUGAUGGAGAGUCAGAGAUAUUUACCUGUCUCGAACUAAAACCUCUGUAUCUGAAAAGAGAGUGCAACAGUCUCUGCUUAAAGAAGUCGAUACUGAGGUCCGAUAAGUUUAAAUAUCUUCAUGGUAUUACAUGCAUCAUCUGUACCACUCAAGAGGGAUAUGUCUACCACUUUGCGGCAACAAACUGUGAGGAAUCCAACCCAACUUGCUUGACGACCUAUCCAUUCACUGCACCCGUUCGUCACAUUGCUCUGGAAAACACCGUCCUUCACGCACUCACCGAAGCUGGACUGGAGUCCUACACUCUACGGUUGUCCCAUCACAUAGCUAGAAGUUUAAACUACAUCGAUAACUACAAAAUUUCAUGUCCCAGCGUAUCGGAGCCCGUCUGCCUAAUUGGCCUGCACCCGUUUUUGGGAAUGCAAAACUUAUUGUAUACCAGUAGUUAUCUUGUUCUUCUAGCCAAAGCAGAAAACUCCUGGACUUUGUACUGUUUGAAUUUACCAAGCACUGAAAAUUUGUACUUUGAUUUUUUAAACACUGCUAAACACCACAAAAACUCGAGCCCAAUUACGUACAGGCACCUCCUCGGCGAAGCACACACCAUUCUGCGAUUGUCUAAAGAAGUUAAACGACUCACUGGUACAUCCAUUACGGAUACUUCGAAUAUUGGUCAAGAUGUGCCAGAUUCUAGACUAGAGAACUUAUACAGCCAGUCGUGCGCCUUGUUGGGGGAUUUCUACAUCAAUUCUGAUCUACAAACAGAAUGGGAAUUGAGUAUUCCUUACUACAGAAUGUCACAGAUCAAAACCGCAGAGAUAAUUUCCAGGAAAUCAGCAGCCAAUGCUCCUGGUCUGGUCAGAUAUCUGAGUGAAAACUUAGCAAACAUGAAAAACGGAUCUGAAGCAGAUGCCCUUUUCCAAACUCACAAUGUAGUCGACAUAUUAAGUUCAGAAAGUGUCGAAGAAUUGUCAAGUUUGAUACUGAGAAGUUCCAUAUUGAGAGAAUACGCAACUGACAAAUUGAUUAAUGUUUUAUUGAAACACGUACCUAGCGACUGCACAAGAUUGGCAACUGUGCUGUUGUACCUGCAGUCAGAGAAACAAGAAGAAGCCAAGGAAGUAUUAAGACCAAUAUCAGAGGUUUUUAUUGAGAAGAUAGUUCUCGAGCAUUGGCAGCUUAUGUUCGAUUCAACUGCUUUGAAAAAACGCAGCCGAGCUCUGCCGACCUUCUCGGAGUUUUCCGGUAUUUUGAUGCAACUGAAAACGCGGAUAUUCGCUGAGGUUCUGACUCAGCUUAUCAAUGAUGGUAUUCUAACGUUGCAACAAGUUUUGCAAGUCUUUUUAGAGUAUUUACCAUCCAGAGUUGGGAGAGAUGGUCAUGAUGCGGCAGCGGCAUUGCAGUUCUUCAUAGAAACAUACCUUCAAUGUUUUUACAGUGAUAAAUCACUGGAUCGGUCUUGCUGUUCGCUAACGGAAACUGCGAACGAUUUCGCAAUUGCAAAAGCUUUCCGAAUCCUGGUGAGAUCAUAUCUAGGCAAUCUGACACAGUCAAAAGUAUACAAAACAGUAGAAAACAUUAAAGAUUGUCAUCAAAAUGAAGAGGAAGUGUACCUUUUCGCCAAUCAUCGGCCUUUGUAUCUUAAUAAAUUACCCCCCUACUCCACAGAGUAUAAAAGAGCACAGCAUCAUGAAGAAAUAAACAAUACGCAUGAUGUAACCAAAUCAAUUCGUAGCGAAGUACCAAAACUGCAAGCCUUGUUGGCCAGCGGAUACCUACCUUCUGAAUGCAUACGAGAAGUAAAACAAUUUUUGGAGACUCAAGAAAUCGAGGGUUUUCUUGCAUUGAAAUCACUAUGCAUAACGGACAGUGAGAUAGUUACACGGAUGCUUAUGGUAGAAUAUCCACAGGCUGUAUUACAGUAUGCAAAGGACAAAUAUACCAAGGAAACUGAGUGGAAAUGUUUGAUUCAAUUGCUGCAAAAUGAAAUCUCAAUGUUGGACGAGGGCCAGGAAUCUCUACGGUGCUUCUUUGAUCAAAUCAUGAAAGACACAGUCACGUAUUUGGCACAAACGUUACCUUUGGAUGAAUUCUGCCGAGUUCUACCAAACGAGGAUGAAGCAGCAUACAAACGAUACAAAUAUGCUUGUUGGCGAACAGAUGGUGCCGACCUUGUGAAAUCGAUGAUUGUUACAACAGGCCAUCAAUUAUUAGCUAAAUUAGCUACAUUAUAAAACUGUAAGUAGCAAAUUCCGAAUUUUACUCUGCUUGCACAUUGUCUGAAGUUUUAAAAAAGAAUUCUGUCCUCGUUGGAAAUUCAUUUGCACAGUGCAGAGUAUGUGCAUUAGGUUGUUAUUAGGAUACAAAUUUAGUAUACUGAAUUUUGUUUUUCUUCCGAGCUAUCGUACUUCUGUACGUCGAAACACAAAUUGAUCAUAGCUCACAUACCUUGUAUAACUUCUGAGUAUAAAAAACAUGUUGCUUAUAUCGGGGAAAUAAAACCCGAAAAACACUGAUAGUUAAGAACGACAUAAAAUGACUAUGUAAUUUAUCGUUUAAAAUUUGAUAUUGGUUUAGUUUUAUCAGCUAAUUGCUCGAAUUUCUAAAGUCUUUAACUUUGUUUUUUUUUACACACUAGUCAUUUGUAGUCAUAGAGAUUAUAUAAUAUACAACAUGUGGGAUGCCAGGUGAUUCAGGAAAAUGUACCUGGGACAUUACUUGUUUGAUUGUGUAAUUAUAUUAGAUACACGGUUUAUGCCAAAGUACUUGUAACAAUGUACGAUAGAAUAUCUCGAGUUGUUACGAAGUUGUCACUCAUGAUUAAAUUCAUUACAGUUGGAUCUGUAUUGUUUAAACGUAAUACACAUUAUGCUUUAUUUUCAAUAAUCGAUUUUGUAAAUUCUGUCAUUGUUGCUCAUAUCGUCAUAUUUUAUUUCUAUUCUUAUACAAGGCUGAUAAUUUAAAUGCGUGAAAAUUGUAAAGUUCGCAAAGGAGAUCUGCCUGUAAUGGACUAAAUUCAACUUCUUUGCUGAGUUCAGGUACUGUUUGGAACCAACUAUCAGAUACCUACUAGUAAUCAAUGAAUAAUUAAUGUUAACGAAAUUUUAAACGAAAAGAUUAUAGUUAUAUUAUACAUAUGCAUUAUUAUAUUAAAUAUAAUGGACUGUUGAGUGUUUUUACAUAUUAUAAAUAGAGAUUAAAUUUUAAAACAGUUUAAAAAUUUCUAAGGCGUUUUGUUAUUCUUCAACAGUAUCUUAGGCAAUGAUUCACAGAAUAAUAAACUUAAGUAUACUUGAGAAAUUGUAAUAGGCAAAGUUUAAGUUCUCGGUUUAAACAGUGGUUCUGUUUUUGCUACAAAGUAUAGUAUUCAUUUUGCCAAUUUGACUUAACAAUUACGUAUCUCAAAUUUUUUGUUUUACUUGAUGGUCAUAUAAAUUAGAUAUUGCAAUAUAACUGAACUGAUAUUACCCAACGCUUUAGAAAGUAAACUGCAGUGUUGAUGUGCCUUUAGGAUCUGUCUCUCUUUGUUAAACUAUUCAUAUAAAUUAUAUUUCAAAUUUCGUAUUGUAUACAUCGAUGAAUAAGUAUGACGUAAUAAAUGAACGAAAUUAAAAAGUAUCGCUGUGUCUGUAAACGAAUGUUAAAUUAUACUCAUUAAUGUUACAUUAACUGUGCAUUGAUGCACGUAUGUUGACAUACUUACCUGAUUUGUAUAGUAUCAGUUCGAUGAUCAAUCACGUAAUAAAUUUAUUAGAAUCUCAUUUGGAAAUGAUAAGCAAUCAUUUCCAUCGGAUCGGAUAUCGUAAUCUGCCUCGACAGUAUAUUUAAUAUUCCGAGCGGCAGCAUAGUUUUUGACUUGAAACUACACAAACGUUAAUAUAUAUCACAUUUAUUUAAAUUCAUGUUACAAUAAUUAAUUUUUUUAAUACACCAUUUUCGUGUCAUUUUCAACUAUGUAACAACUAGUGCUACUUUCGCGUUUCAAUAUUAUAAAUAGAUUUGAAUUACGUGUAGUAAAGGCACCAUUCUUGCUAUUGACGCAGUAUAUCUUUAAACUGCUGUUACUAGAAAAUCGAGUAAGACUUCAGUAGGAAGGAGGUCAAACCGG